This is a messenger RNA of Oncorhynchus tshawytscha (Chinook salmon), 560 nucleotides long. Its product is annotated as creatine kinase U-type, mitochondrial-like. Lineage: Eukaryota; Metazoa; Chordata; Actinopteri; Salmoniformes; Salmonidae. Gene Ontology annotation, molecular function: creatine kinase activity. Gene Ontology annotation, cellular component: mitochondrion. Gene Ontology annotation, biological process: phosphocreatine biosynthetic process. The transcript is spliced from 4 exons. The coding region runs from base 78 to 350 and encodes 90 amino acids. The record is from RefSeq and is a predicted model, not a curated record.
UUGGUGUGGAAAGGCACAACAACCAGGAGAACUUCCUGUUGUGGAUCAAUGAGGAGGACCACACCCUGAUCAUCUGGAUGGAGAAGGGCAGCGACAUGAAGAGGGUGUUUGAGAGGUUUUACAGGGGACUCAAGGAGGUGGAGAGGUUGAUCGUGGAGAAGGGCUGGGAGUUCAUGUGGAGCAAGAGGCUGGGUUACAUCCUCACCUGCCCCUCCAACCUGGGCACUGGACUCAGGUCAACCUGCCUCGUCUCAGCAAGAAGAUACUGGACAACCUGCUUCUGCAGAAGUGAGGUAUGGGUGGCGUGGACGCCGCAGCUGUGGGCACAACCUUUGACAUCUCUAAUCUGACCAGACUGGGUUAGUCAGAGGUCCAGCUGGUUCAGAAUGUGAUUGAUGGGGUUAAAUACCUGAUUGUGUGUGAGAAGAGACUGGAGCGAGAUCAGGAUAUCCAAAUCCCUGCACCCAUCUCAGUUCAGGUUGAGAGAGACUGGCCUUGCAGAUGCCCCGACUUGCGAUUUUUACAUUCACAAACAAUAUACUUCAAUAAAGCUAUAUAAA